Messenger RNA from Trichoderma atroviride IMI 206040, 1575 nucleotides. RefSeq lists its product as uncharacterized. Gene Ontology annotation, molecular function: transmembrane transporter activity. The record is from RefSeq and is a predicted model, not a curated record. Gene Ontology annotation, biological process: transmembrane transport. Gene Ontology annotation, cellular component: membrane. Lineage: Eukaryota; Fungi; Ascomycota; Sordariomycetes; Hypocreales; Hypocreaceae.
AUGUCGUUAAAAGUUGCAUAUGAGGAAACAACACACUCGCAACCAGACUCCCAGGAUGCGGGUAGUUCUGCCGGACCUACGCUCAAAUUAUCCGAUCGCUUAGCUGAUGAGAGCUACAAGCUCUUUUCAAAGGUGCAAGUAUCAGAUCCAACGCCAGAAGAAGCCCGGAAAAUUCGCAACAAAUGCCUAUGGAGAAUACUUCCAUUUCUUUGCAUCGGAUAUCAUCUGAUGUAUGUUGAUAAACAAACACUAGGAAGCUCAGCCAUAUUAGGCAUCCUUGAAGAUGCACAUUUGAACGCGAGCCAAUAUAAUUGGCUCUCUUCAAUAUUUUAUUUCGGCUACAUGGUAGCUGAAUGGCCACAGAAUUGGGCUCUUCAACGUUUCCCUGUUGGAAAAUGGUUAGCUGGGAAUCUCAUAGUAUGGGGUGGUAUAACGUUACUACAUAUUCCUUGUAAUAACUUUGCGUCGCUCUUCGUCGUCCGCUUCCUACUGGGGUUGAGCGAAGCUUGUAUAGUUCCUGCGUUUUUGCUCUCCAUGUCCAUGUUUUUCACAUAUCAGGAACAAGCCAUCAUGAUGUCAGUCAUGUGGUCCAUUGGCAAUUCCAGUCCAAUCACUUCUGGCUUUCUCUCAUAUGGCGUCUUAUGGAUCAAGACCGGGUCAUUUCACCCUUGGAAAUGGCUUAUGGUCAUUACUGGUGUUUUGACCAUCAUUUUCGGCAUUUUGGUGUAUCUGUUCUUUCCUGACAGCCCACUUCACGCGAAAUUCCUCACAUACGAAGAACGGGCUCAAGCAGUUUUGAGGAUAAAGGAGAACAAUUCUGGUAUUGAGAAUAAGCACUUCAAAAAGCAUCAAUUCAUCGAAGCAGUGAAGGAUCCCAAGACAUGGCUGUUUGCCUUGCAUGCACUCUCUCAAGAGAUGGGCAACGGAAUUAACAACCAGACAUCGUUAAUUAUUAACUCGUUUGGGUUUACUGUUUUCCAGACAACGCUACUUAGCACUGUAUCUGGCGUCAUAGCCUUUUUCACGCUCUCGGCAGCUGCGAUUACAUCAUACAAAACUCGGAACGCCCGAGCUUGGAUAUCACUUGUGGCAUACAUACCUGCCGUGAUUUCCAGCAUUCUUCUGUUGGCUUUGCCAUGGUCCAAUCGCUGGGGUCUCAUAGUGGGCGUUUGGUUGCGGUAUACAACUGGCGUACCGUAUGCCGUUGUCAUGAUAUGGGCCGCCAAUGCUUCCGCUGGUCAUACAAAGAAGACGACCGUCAUUGCUCUCUAUCAUAUCGGGUACGGAUUGGGAAAUAUUAUUUCGCCUCAGCUGUUUGAGCCUCGAUGGAAACCUCGAUAUAAACCCACGUGGAUCAUUUUAUUGAUCUUCUCUGCGAUUCUUCCUUCAAUCGUUAUCGGCAUCCUUCGAGUGUACUUAUCGCGUGAGAAUAAACGUCGUGACAAGCUCGAAGCGGAAAACGUUGUUGCCAGAAACGGAUUUGUGGAAACUAUAACUACUGACGGAAGCAAAGUUGUCCAUGAAGUAGAUACUAAUCAGCUGGAUUUGACGGACAGAGAAAAUCUCAAAUUGUAA